Colletotrichum higginsianum IMI 349063 is the source of this 912-nucleotide messenger RNA. RefSeq names its product Short-chain dehydrogenase. The transcript has 3 exons. The record is from RefSeq and is a predicted model, not a curated record. The coding region runs from base 1 to 912 and encodes 303 amino acids. NCBI's taxonomy places the organism in Eukaryota, Fungi, Ascomycota, Sordariomycetes, Glomerellales, Glomerellaceae.
AUGUCAGACAAGGCGCAGCAAAGACUCCAGGCUCUGGGCAAGCAGCUCGAUGCACCCCCGCCCGUCAAGAUCGCCGGUCCUUCGGCGGCACCCCGAGUCCCUGGCAAGGUCGUCAUCAUCACAGGCGCAAACUCCCUGAUGGGCAUCGGUCGGGCAUCGGCCCACCAAUUCGCCGAGAACGGCGCCCGGGCAAUCUACAUCUGUGACUACGCCGACGACAACCUCGAGUCCCACAAGAAGGAGCUCAACAAGCUGUAUCCCAAGGUCGAGAUCCACAUCCGCAGGUUCGACGCCGCCGACGAGAGCGCCGUCGAGGAGGUCGUUUCCCACGCCGUCACGACAUACGGCAGGCUAGACGUCUUUUUCGCCAACGCCGGCAUCACCGGGCCUCACAACCCCUUUACCGAUAUUACCGAGGAGGACUUUAUGCAGAACAUGAGGACCAAUGUCUUGAGCGUCUUCCUCGCCGCCAAGCACUCGGCCCCCGCUAUGGCCAAGACGUCGGCCGACAAGAAGACAGCCGGCGGCAGCAUCAUCCUCACCGCUUCCGUGGCCGGCAUCCGCUCCAACGCCGGCACGACCCCUUACUCGGCCGCCAAGGCCGCCGUCAUCUCGGUCGCGCAGACGUGCGCCUACCAGGCCGCCGGCACCAACGUGCGCGUCAACGCCAUCUGCCCGGGGCUCAUCGAGACGGGCAUGACGUCGCUCAUGUACGACACGGCCCGCGCCCGCGGCACCCAGAGCAAGAUUGGCCAGAUCAACCCGAUGAAGCGCGGCGGCCACGCCGACGAGAUCGCGCGCGUGGCGCUGUUCCUCGGCAGCGACGAGAGCAGCUACGUCAACGGCCAGGCAUGGGCGGUCGACGGCGGCUUGAGCGCGGGUCACCCGUAUGUAGUUGGCAAGCUUGCGUGA